GCCCAACGGGAAUGUGCCUGCCUGCACUGUGAGGGGAGAACAGAUCUCAUGGCUCACAAGCAACUUCUCAGUUUGUGGACGGGGACCAUCCAUAUUAGAAAAAAUAAAAACAGGUAAUCAGAGCUGCCUUCAAGAAAGGACAAGCCGGGCAAGUGUCCAGCAAGGUAUGAAGAGGGCAGCAGGAGCCUGAGGCAGGCAGCCAUGCAAAUGACUCACUGUGUGGGGGUAAGCAGUCUGUUGUGUCAUUCCAACCAUGAGACUAGCCUUUGAAGCGUGUUCAGUGAUCUUCACAUUGGGCAACCUGGUGGCCUCUCAGUCACAAUUAGCCGGUACUGGGACAGGUCGGAAGGAUACUAUCAGCACCACUAUAGUCAAUUUCAAUAAUGAACAGAUGCAGAUCACAUGGGCAGCAAGAGAACUGUUUCCUGGCGAGAAUGUGUCAUUUUCUUAUACAUUUGAAGGAGACCAGCAAAAAGUGUGGAAGCCAUGCCCCACCUAUCUGUUGGACCAAGGUUUUAAUUCUGGAUGUCUGUUUAAGACAGAAGGAUCCACCCUUGCCAUCUCAAUCAUGAACAGUAAUGGAAGCAAAGAGCUUUUUUCUAAAAGACUAAAAUCUGAUUUUUAUAUAAAGCCCAGUCGACCAGAAAAUGUGACCUUCUUAUGGAAAGAUGACACUGUUACCGUAAGAUGUAAUGAACCACAGAGAGGUUUGAAGUGCUUGAGACUUGAGCUUCAGUACAAAAGCAAGUUCGACAAAGGGUGGCAAUCCAGAACUUCUAAGUGUUGCAGUGUUGGAGAGCAAGGCUUUGAUCCAAGGAAAUGCUAUUCUUUCCGUGUCAGACUGAAGAGGCUAGUACCUUACUGCAAUGUAGUUAAUUACAGCAGUGGCUGGGAAGCAGAAACAUUUUGGAUGAAUGGCACAUCAUUAGAUUCAUGUGAUGAUGACAUAAAAUCUCGGUCAAACACAGUAAUUCUUUUAAGUUGUAUGCUGGCAGUACUUCUAAUGAUAUUUCUCCUCUUGAUUCUUCUGUGUAAAUGGCAGAGACUUCAGAAGUCAGUCAUGCCUGUUGUACCAGAUCCAAAAUAUGCAUUUACUGAUCUCUUCAAUGACCAUAAUGGAAAUUUCCAGGAAUGGAUAGACAACACUGAGCAUGCAAUGGUGCAAACCAAGCUAGAAUAUGAAGAGUCAGAGUGCACCAUUGAGGAGGAAAGUCACCAAGAAUUCAAGAAGAACGGUGACAAGGAGGGGUCUAAGGAUAAUAUCUUCAGUUUAUCAGGAGCAGCUGAAAAUAACCAUCCCAAAACAUCUCGAAAUGCCUGCCUGAUGCCAACAUCCAAUACCACAGUUUCUCUUGAUGGCUUCCAGAUUUUGAUGAAUGAUGAUAUAUACGUGAUGUUAUAAAAUCUGCAUAAUAUAGCAGGUGUUAGAAAAUAGCACCACAACUUGGUCACAUCCUGAUGAGUUUAGGGAAGUGACUGAAUAAAAGAAGAGAUUGUUAUGGGUAGAAUCACAUAAAAUACCAGGCUGUGUUACCUAGUUUUGGAUCUGGGCUUGCCCAGAACUUAUGAUGGCUUGGACAGGCUCAGUAUAUGAAAUAAAUAUCUGAUAAAUUAUAAAGUUAGGAUUUGGUGUUCUAACUGGGGCUUAUUUCUAGGGCUAAACUAAGCCCCAUUCUCCUGCUAGGAAUGGGAGAGAGCAAGUGAUACUCCACAGAACAGCCUGGACUCAGUCCUUGUGCUUACGGAUUGCAUAGGGCCAGUGAAAAUUCUACCAUCAUUCUUCCCAAGUUAACAGAUAAAAUAAAGGGAUUUUUCUCCUCAUAGUCUUUAUCUCACAAAGUCCAGACCAUAUACUCCUCAUUUUCAUAGGGACAAGAUAUUGCUUUGCAUAUUAUCCUCAUUCUAAAAGUGCUUGCUUUUGGGAGUUUCUUCUCCCAGUGUGAAACUUUGUGCAUCAUUGUAUGCAUCAAAGUUCUUCGAAAGGAGAAAGUACAGGAUCUGUGUCUGAGAAGAAGAGUGUGAGGAUGUGUAGAAUUGUGUCAGGCUUUAUCCUGCAAGUAGUUCUGUGUAGGCAGCUUUCUUGAAAACUGCGUGGCUUCUUGGCUGUCCUCUGAGGUCAGGUCCUCAGUGAUAAGUCUUAGGGUUUUCUCUAUAUAUGAAUAAGCAAUUUCUUGUAGAAAGCAGAUUCAUUGUGAAUUAUAUUUAUAUUUAACUGAGUUGCAUUUAUUUCAAAUCAUCUUUUAGUUCAAUCAGCAGUUGCAGAUUUUACCUAGGAUUUGUUCAUAUUGCAUAUAUUGUUUUUUUAUCCUCAUAGUAUGUUCUAAUGUUUUCUAAAACAGACCAUCUUUAAAAUAUAGAUGAUUCUAAUUUUAAAAUGCAAUACAAUAUGUAAUUAGAGCUCAGAAACCAAAUCUUGACUAUUUGGUAAGUUUCCCUGUAUCACUUAAGUUACAUACUGCUUGAAAGCAAAUACUGUAGACAAAUUUUAGUGCUUAAAGCAUCUAUGAUAUAGUAAAAGUCAUUGAAUAGCUUUAUCAGUUGACGAAGCUUUACCAAUUGGACACUUUUAUUAACUAAUUUAUAGUGCAAUUUGGAUAUUGUUCAAAACACAAAAUUACACUGAUAAGUAAAAUAUUUAUAAUUCAGCACUUAAAAAUUUCAAAUCCAGGUCUCCUUGGGAAGGUGUACAGUAAUAUUAGCUUCCAAAAUCUGUUUCUAGGUGACCAGGUUUGCAUUAUAGGGAAAAAUCAACAAAUUUUCUGACCAAUAACUAGGGAACUGGGUGGACAGUUCAGGCACAUUCCUCAACUUUUUCUUGAUGUUACCCCAGAUUUGCUUGUUCCCUAACAAGAUGGGCUGGAUUUAUCACAGUCCUGACAAAUUUCCUGCCUUUUCCUAUCUAAAACAGAUGAGCACCCCACAUUUCUGGAAAGUUUUGAUAAAUGUAAGUUUGCAAAGUUUCAAUAGCAUAGUAAGAAUGCAAUGCAGUUUAAAUUAAUACAAACUUAUUGUAUUAUUACUUAUAUAUAAACUUAUAAUUUUAUCAGCAGAGUCCAGGUUGAUCUUCUCAGCUGGUGUAAAUUGGCAUUAUUGCAUGAGAAUCAAAGAAGUUACAUUGACUUACACUAGGUAAGAACCUGCCCCAAUGAUGAUUCAAACAAUAAAAUGGGAAGCAAAGCCCAGAAUUUAUUGCUUAGUUACUUCAUGUUUGAAUCAUGCAUAUAUAUAUGGCAGUUUAUAGUUAUAACUAGAUAUCUUAGUUGAACCAUUUUCUGUUGUACAAAAGCUCCUGAGAGCUGGCUGUCCCAGGGACCCUAAGCACACUUCUGAGCUCUUCACUCUUGGUGCCCGCAGUAGCCAGUCCCUGAUCGGGCCCUAGCAGCCCUUGGUGGCACCUGGCACUGCUUGCGAAGGAAGGAAACUUGGGCACACAGUCUGAAUGGCAGAGGUGGCACCCUAUGCCCAAGCUCCUGAAGUGAACAGCUGGGUGCCAAGGCUCUGGGGCACAUCUGGCUUCAGGCUGAAUUGCCACUCAGCAGGACAGCAAUUAGAAAGGUCAGUCAGAGUCUGAGAAUCUGGACCCAAGUAAAAAAUGUCUGAAAGGGAAGCAAAAUGUCUUUAUGAAAAUAGGGUUGUAUGCUAUUUACACCAACAUUUAAGAGGGGUUGGGUGGAACUGCCACUUAGGCUAUGAGUAUUAGAGAUGCACAUGGGUUACAGAACAAUUUCCUUUCACUUAUGCUGUCUAACCAACUUUCCAAUCAUGGGAUCAAGAUUGGUUUCUCCUUUAUGACAUAUUGACUAAAAUAAAACCCUUCAGGAAGCCUGCCUAGAUUGCAGACUUGCAAGAGCGUUGCUUUGAUUCCAAGACAUUCAGGAGAGACAGCUAGCUCCAACAGAACUCUCAGUCCUCCAAGAUUUUGACAAAAUGCUGCAUAUUACCUUGCUGUUCAUAUAAGAAGGCACUUUUCUUUACAUUAUAAAGAUGAAUCUUUCUCAGAUGAAGUUAUGCCUUUGCCUGCUUGCCUAACGUUGACUUUGCAGGAGAGCUCCGGGCAGCACUGCAAGCAAAAUUCAAGAGCCUUUGCUCCUCAUGGUUCACUGAACAGAGUCACAGGCUGGGUUGCUGCUUUCAGCUGCCUUCCCAAACAGUGACAAGUUAGUAAGAGCAUAAUGUGAGGUCUCCCUAAUUUCCUGUCUGCCAUUUUCCAUUAUUUUGUCAUCACUUUUUCUUCUCUCCAAAGAGCUCAAAGACAAGGUUCAGCUCAGCUCAGCUCGGCUUGUCUUGUCUUGUCUCAUUUCAUCUCAUCUGCUCUUCUGUCCUCUGCUUUUCUGGACAGUUACAAAGCUAUUCAGACAGACUCACAGAAUAGGCUUCCAGUGAUACAUGCAAGCCUAGUUACAAAUGAGCAAAUUAAAUGGCCAGACAGGAAAAGGCAUGUUCAGCUCCCACAGUGAGAAGGGGACAUGGCAACUUUCAUAUCAUUCUCUUUAUUUAUUCAAAAGUUGUCAUGUUCUUCAAAGGCCUGAGUCCCUCAGAUGCUACAUCCUGUUCCUAAUUAUAUCCCACAUAAAGGGAGAAGCUGUGUAUCAUAUGGUAGUCCAGACUAAUUGAACUAUAUUUUCACAACAGCAGAACAAACAGACUGUAUAUUUAUUUCUCAUGCAAUU
Dromaius novaehollandiae (emu) is the source of this 4670-nucleotide messenger RNA. RefSeq names its product cytokine receptor like factor 2 (gene CRLF2). Lineage: Eukaryota; Metazoa; Chordata; Aves; Casuariiformes; Dromaiidae. Gene Ontology annotation, molecular function: protein binding. The transcript has 9 exons. The record is from RefSeq and is a predicted model, not a curated record. Bases 254 to 1402 code for a protein of 382 amino acids.